Messenger RNA from Eimeria necatrix, 438 nucleotides. RefSeq lists its product as hypothetical. Gene Ontology annotation, biological process: regulation of transcription by RNA polymerase II. Gene Ontology annotation, molecular function: ice binding; transcription cis-regulatory region binding. Lineage: Eukaryota; Apicomplexa; Conoidasida; Eucoccidiorida; Eimeriidae. The transcript is spliced from 2 exons. The record is from RefSeq and is a predicted model, not a curated record. Gene Ontology annotation, cellular component: nucleus. The coding region runs from base 1 to 438 and encodes 145 amino acids.
AUGGCCCCGCGGCCCUCCAAUCUAGAGUAUGAAGAGGAGUCUAGUCUUAGGUUGCCGCUGCUUACGGACAGUCAAGACGUUGACAGAGAGAGCAGCAGCAGCAGCAGCAGCAGCAGCAGCGGGACAGCAGCAGCAUUGUGCUGCAGCGCGAAGCUAGGACACAGCCGCUGCUGCAUCGCUUUGGCAGCAGCAGCAUCUGCAGCAGCAGCUGCUGCAGCAGCAGCAGCAGCAGCUGCUGCAGCAGCAGCAGCAGCAGCUGCAGCAGCAGCAGCAGCUGCUGCUGCUGCAGCAAUUAGAAGGACCUGCCGCGGCAGCCCGCGACGCAAGCGCCCAUGGCGUCGUGCAGGCCCACGUCUUGUAGAGACGCCUGAGCAGCAGCAGCAGCAGCAGCAGCAGCAGCAGCAGCAGCAGCAGCAGCAGCAGCUGGUAAACGCUUAA